AUGUUCUGGAAGACGGAGAUCCCGGCGCCGGAUGAGCGCAUGCUCAAGACGAUCGAGAAACUUCAAUUAAACGAGUCGGAUCUACGGGCGCUGUACAAACGAUUCAGCAAGUCCGACAAAGAGGUGCGUAGGACGUCCAACAGCGGAUCCAUCGACCGGACAGAGUUCUUUCGCAGUUUCAAUGAAGAGCGCACGGCCGUGGGCGACGCGGUCUUUGCCCUCAUUGAUAUUGACAACAGCGGCCAGUUGGACUUUAGCGAAUACGUCGAAGCCCUUGGCGCGUUUUGUUUACUAAACACGGACGAAAUCCUCAAGUUUUGCUUUUUCGUGUUUGACCAAGACAAGAACGGCACUAUCGAGGGGAUGGAACUGGAUGCGCUGCUGGAGAUGCUGCACUCAGACAGCGCCACGAGCAACAUGGCGGCAGCGAUGGAAAAAUUCGACUUUAACGGCGAUGGCAAGGUGGACUUUAAAGAGUUUCAAAUCCUCAACCAGCAGUUCCCGACGUUAUUGUACCCGGUGUACCGGCUACAGCAAAGCAUGAAGGUGCACUCAAUGGGCGAGUCGUGGUGGAAUCGCCGCGCGACACUACUGAACGACCUGAAAGAUCUCAAGGAGAAUGGCGACGCGGCGGCGAUCGCGGCGUCCAAAGCCAAGGACCGGCGCCGCAAGACUAGGCAGAACAUGGGGUGUCUGCGGUACUACCUGUGUCCAUGCCGACGGAGUGCGUAUGUCGUGGACGACUCUGGCCUAACCGAAGACGCCUUGAUCGAAGAAGCGAAACAGAGGGAAAUCGAAGCGCAAAAGCAAAAGCUCCACGACGCCCUGGCCGCCAGAGCGCGAAAGGACAAGAAGGCGAAGCACACGGAAGCAGCGGACGGACGCAAGGUACUGUCGAAGGACGAACGGAAAGAACGCGCCAAGAAACGGCGGCAGCGGGAUAUGAAGGACCUUCCAUCUCGUAAAUGA
This is a messenger RNA of Aphanomyces astaci, 969 nucleotides long. RefSeq lists its product as hypothetical. The record is from RefSeq and is a predicted model, not a curated record. Bases 1 to 969 code for a protein of 322 amino acids. Lineage: Eukaryota; Oomycota; Saprolegniomycetes; Saprolegniales; Verrucalvaceae. Gene Ontology annotation, molecular function: calcium ion binding; calcium-dependent protein serine/threonine phosphatase regulator activity. The transcript has 10 exons.